Messenger RNA from Oppiella nova, 834 nucleotides. NCBI's taxonomy places the organism in Eukaryota, Metazoa, Arthropoda, Arachnida, Sarcoptiformes, Oppiidae. The record is from the annotation of a GenBank genome assembly.
AUGUUGGCAACAAAACAAAGCACGAGUUCCUGUGCGGCUAUCAUCAAACCCACCGCCAAAUCCCCACCGAAUUCAUCGCACCUUUACAUCUCAUUUAUCGCUAUAUUUAUUUCAAUAGUCAUCUCAUCGCUCAUUACACUCGUGGGUCCGUUCACGUCGUCCACCGUCUACUACGGCACCCAAAUGAUACCCCACCCGUCCGACGCCGGAGUCGACCUACUCAUCAAAAACGACAAUUCCUACGCCAUAGUGUUGGACGGGGGCAGCACCGGCACUCGGGUCCACAUAUUCUCGUUUACGUCUCAAAUAGCGGGCAAAACCCGCAGAAUAUUCUUAGAAAACGAGACGUUUCUGUCGAUAACCCCCGGCCUGUCGUCCUUCGCCGGCAACUCGUCGCACGCGGCCCAUAGUCUACAGCCACUGCUCGGUAAGGCUUUGGCUACCGUUCCUGACCAUAAGGCGCUCGACACGUCCAUAAUACUCAAAGCGACCGCCGGUUUGCGACUCAUUCCCAAACUAUCGGCCGAUAAUAUACUGAAGUCUGUAAGAGAGAAGUUAGAGUCAACUCCCUAUAGAGUAAAUGCAAACUCGGUGUCCAUUCUAGACGACAGGGAUGAGGGUCUGUACGCCUGGUAUACCGUCAACUUCCUGCUGUCCAAACUCCAUGACAUUAAGACAUCGAUCGUAACCCUGGAUCUCGGCGGCGGUUCCACUCAAAUCACGUUCGCCACCAAUAAUACCGAAACUCUGGUGCGCUCACCGGCCGGUUAUAUUGUGAAAGAAGACAUCGAGGGAGAGCCCGAAUACAUAUACACCCACUCCUACCUGGGGUAG